This is a messenger RNA of Psilocybe cubensis, 1539 nucleotides long. RefSeq lists its product as uncharacterized. The record is from RefSeq and is a predicted model, not a curated record. Lineage: Eukaryota; Fungi; Basidiomycota; Agaricomycetes; Agaricales; Agrocybaceae. Gene Ontology annotation, biological process: L-tryptophan biosynthetic process. The coding region runs from base 1 to 1539 and encodes 512 amino acids. Gene Ontology annotation, molecular function: anthranilate synthase activity. The transcript is spliced from 6 exons.
AUGGAUCCAUUGACAUUACCCGCGCUACCUACUCUUGCUACUGUCGAGAACUUAAUCUUCAACGAAAAACGAGGCAACUGUGUCCCGGUUUACGUGGAACUUCCAGCCGACUUGAUUACACCAUGUAUGGCCUACUUGCGCAUCGCGAAGGAUUCUAAGUACAGUUUUCUUUUGGAAUCGGUUAUUGGAGGAGAGAAUGUCGCCAGAUACAGUUUCAUCGGAGCUGAUCCUCUGAAGGUCAUCAAAACUGGCCCUGGAGAGGAAAUUACGGGCGAUCCUAUGACUGCGCUCCAGAGGGAGCUAGCACUUCAUCAAUAUGUUAAAAUCCCUGAAGUACCAACCUUUACUGGUGGCGCCAUCGGAUAUGUGUCGUACGACUGCAUCCAACAUUUCGAACCAAAGACAAAAACCGAGCUCAAAGAUGUUCUUGGGAUUCCAGAGGCUGUCUUCAUGCUUGUCGAUACUCUUCUCAUUUACGAUCACAUCUUCCAGACCUUGAAGGUUGUGUCACACGUCUUCAUUCCGAAAUCAUUUGGAACAGGAAAUCUUGCCUUUACAUACCAAACUGCUGUGUCGAAGGCGCGCAGGUUGGCCAAACUUCUUUUGUCAACCGCUACUCCUGAGCCUCCACAACCUCCCAUAACCUUGGGGAAUGAGGGGGUGUCCAACGUCGGAAAAGAUGGCUACGAAGGAUUUGUUACGUCUUUGAAGAAACAUAUCGUCGCUGGAGACAUCAUUCAGGCUGUACCCUCUCAAAGACUCAGCAGACCAACUUCACUGCAUCCUUUUAACGCCUACCGUCAUCUUCGUCAAAUCAACCCCUCGCCGUACAUGUUUUACCUGGAUUGCGGAGAUCUUCAAAUUGUUGGUGCAAGUCCUGAAACACUCUGUAAAGUAGAGAAGAAUGUCGUCUACAACCAUGCCAUUGCUGGUACCAUCAAACGAGGGAAAACUCCUGAAGAGGAUGAGAAGCUUGGUGCCGUCCUUCUCGCGUCUGAAAAAGAUAGAGCUGAACACAUUAUGCUCGUCGAUUUGGCAAGAAACGAUGUCAAUCGUGUAUGCCAACCGAAGACGGUGAAGGUUGAUCAUCUAAUGAAAGUCGAGAAAUUCAGUCAUGUCAUCCAUCUGACGUCUCAAGUUUCCGGAACUUUAAGAGACGGCCUAACAAGGUUUGAUGCUUUCCGAUCGAUAUUCCCUGCCGGAACUGUUUCUGGUGCCCCCAAGAUCAAGGCCAUUGAAAUCAUAUCAUCUCUUGAGCAGGAACGACGAGGAGUAUACGCUGGUGCUGUCGGUCGGUUUGAUUUUGCCGAAGACGAGAUGGAUACUUGUAUAGCCAUCCGAACCAUGACUUUCAAGGACGGCAUUGCGUAUCUUCAAGCGGGUGGAGGCAUCGUGUUUGAUAGCGUCGAAGAGGACGAAUAUAUCGAAACAAUUAACAAACUGGGGGGCAAUGUUCGAGCUCUCGAAGAGGCCGAGGAAUAUUGGUAUAAGGUACAGCAAAACCAGGGCACGAAGAAGGCAAACCCUCGGAAUGUAUAG